AUGGACCAACCAUCCAGCCCCAGAUCGCCGAGAGAACGCGCUGCCUCUUCAGAACCCUGCUCAACACGACCGAACCCCUUCGACGACGACGAACACUCGGCCCGUAAGCGCCGUCGUACCUCGUUGAGCGGCGGUGCCUCGCCUUGCCGGUCCAGCGGCCCGGGAACCGAGGGCUCCCCGGCCGCUUUGGAAACACACAAAGAAGCCACCCGGCUGCCUCCGGACGACGUCGAAAUGAGGCUAGAUACCGACCCAAGCGGCCCCCGCACCCCGGAGCAGAGCACGGUCGACACAGGUGCUUCGGCAGAACCGGUCUCGAGUCGUGUGACUAUCAAUCUCCGGAAUACACAACAAUCGUCAAACGCAAUACAAUCCUCGCCCUUGUCUUCCAAAAGUCAAGCUGGUACCGCCCAACAUGACGGUUCUGAUGACGUCAAGCUCAGCGUGGAAUCCUCUGUGAUGGACGGUCUUCAGUUAGAAAUGCCUACAUCCACACCCACUUCCUCAGCCAUGGGAGGCAGUCCACCGGUGGAGGUGAUUCAUCAACCAGAGGACGAAGGGAGCUUGAUUAUGGACGAGCCGCAAAUAUUGCUUGUGCAAGAGAACCAAGUUGGUGACGUGCCAGCUCCCGAAGAGCCGCCAUCGUUUCCCUACCGGAACGAAGAUGAACACCAGCAAGAGAGCCUCCAGCGAGCCAGUACGCAUAUAUUGACACAUGAGAAGAUGACAACGGCUAUCGAUCGAUAUGUGGGAGAGCUGCAUGAUUUCACUCGAGCCGCAAAUUACCCUGCGCUGAUCGACGCCUAUCAGAGAAAUAUGUAUCUCUGGCAAGGAUUGCCUGACAUAAUUUCGUGUGCACAUUACCGGAGAAAUACUACCAGGGAUCGUGACAUCAGAGCCACCUUGCCCAGCAUUUUUUCCGAAUUUGCUGCUCUCACGGCCUCAUUCGUGAUAUUCGAUUUGUCAACACUACACCGCGUCAUGGCCACGGCAGAUCUCAGGGAGCUGGACUUGAUCUCACCAUUUUAUCUUCCAGUAUUAAUCCAGCUUUGUGUACGCGACGAGACCUCAGUGCAAGGGCAGUAUGGUGUGCCGUACGAUGCGGCGUCGGUGGCUACCUGCUUCGCUAGCUGUCUGGCAAGGCACGCAGAAGCAGGCGUGUACAGCGUACUUUUCAAGCUUGCUCGUGCCCAAGUUGACCUCCUCGGCAGUUUACCGAGACUUAGCGAUAAUCUUGACUCCAUAUGUCAGCUUUAUUUCCUAGUGGCGACUCUGGACGCCCAGAACUCGACAGAGAGACCCCGGCAGUGGUCGCAUAUCGCUUUUGAGCUGUAUAGCAUUGUGGCGGCUGCUCUGUCGAAGCUGACGGAGAAAGGCAUCACGAAUCUUUCUCACGAGCACACAGGUUGCUUGAUAAGACACCUUGGCGAUGUCAUGAAGCUGGCGCUCCUAAACCCUGAGCACCCUGGAGCGCUUAAGCUCGUUGAAGAAUUCCGCAGGACAUAUCCUCUUAUUCAUCAGAGUCUAGUCCCUGAAGUAAUUUCUUCCAGGUAUCGGUUUACUAUGUUCAGCAAACUAAUUAUGUCUAGUCAAAUGCAACUCCGUGUCAUGGCAGUCACGUCAAUGUGUAACGACAUGGUGGCGUGCUGGAAGCGAUUCAGCGAGCCAGCAAACGACUCGAGAAAUCUUGCUGUGCAGCAUUUCUUCGCCGACUACCUGCUGCAAUCAGACCUUAUAUCCUACAUUCUCGGCCCAACCUGCCAUCCCGAGAUUACAGCCGAGAGCGGCAACAUCAUUGGUUUCCUACUAGUCACCAACACAUACACAGAGAAGCACACAGAUCUACUUUGGCAGACGGCAACUACAACUCAGGACCCCCGAAUUUCGGAUGCACUCCUACGUAUGUUCUGUCGCAUCGUGCAGCUACUUCACUACGAUGGCCUGCUGUACUUUUGUCAGAAGUUCAACACGCUUCCCAUCGAGGCGUUCACCCCGACUGUCCGCGAAUUGGUUGAUCAUGUCUUGCGUCAUGCAUCACAGAAGACACCGCACGAGCGACUCGAGACAGCCCCUUAUCGGCUCUGCGUAAGGUUGAUGCGAGAGUCGUCUAUUCUGGGCGCCAAACUGACUGUAACCUGCCACGAUAUCCGUGAAUUUGCAACCGGGAAAUUCAAAGAGUUGUUGGCAUAUGGCCCGGAUGCUGAGGGGAGGGCAGCGCUCUAUGAAGAGUGCAUUCAAGAUAUUGCAUCCAAGUCACCCACAACAGUGGGGAGUCUCUCGGCAAUAUGGAAUUUGAUGCAUCCAAGCCGAGUUAGAGAGCUGCCUAUGCUCAUCUCUAAGUAUUCAUUUGCACAACUACUGGUUGACGAGCUGGAGCAUGCAGUCUCACUGGGACGGAAGAGCGGAUAUCCUGCUGUUAUUGACGGUCAACAAAAUGCUCCACGGCGAGAGAUGUUGAGCCUGCUCCUGCAAAGUCAGCCAAAUGCGCUGACCUCAACCAGACUGGGUAAUCGGCUCUGGGGGUUGAUGGUGGGUAAAGACGCAGCCUGCCCCGAGGAUCGCACUGCUUCAUGGCGGAUCCUCAACAACUGCAAGAGCACGCGUCCGGACAAUGAAUUCGUGGCAGUAUGCUGGACAGAGUAUCUCCCUUCGCUCCCAUCCGAGUACUUGUGCAGCGGCACUCUAGACUUGAUACGUCUCUGUGUUUUACCUGCCGUCAACAGCCCCUCGUGCGACCUGCUGGAUGACCAGGACAGUCCUGAUUGGGCUGCAAUUGAGCAGAUCUGGCGGAUGAUAAUGACGACAAAUGACCCUGGUCUUGAGCAGCUGGCUAUCCAGACGCUUGUGAGCGACAUAUACCUCAACAGCGAAUCCGUUCGUGGUUUUUCGAUUUACCGAGCCCGGAAAGUCCACUUGGCUUUCGUCGACAGGUGUCUCAAGCAACUUCUUGCGGCGGCCGAACGCCUCAGGACAUUCAGCGGUGAUACAUCAAGCGGGGAUGACGAAAACAUGGUGGUAGUCGCAAGCGAAUCUCAGAUGCAGGAGCAGUCUUCGCGCUUCAUACGAUCACUCAAGGUGUUGAAAACCUUUCACCAUCUCCACAGUGAGGUAGCGUACUUUGCGACGCCCGACUUGCCGUCUCUGCCACUUGCUCUGCCUGACGAAGUUGAGGGUGAUCCGGCCGGUCUCAAAUUCCAAGGAUUCGAUGGCGAGACAAACACCGAGGUCAAGACCCUGCACAUUGGGAGACGCAAUACAGCUUCUUCGCUUUUAGCGAGCCUGCAAGAAGCGACGGGCUUUGAGAACUAUCGUAUCUUCUACCGCGGCAAGCCUUUUGUGCCGCGAGAGGCUGACAUCUGCAAGUCUUUGGAAGAUCUGCAAAUCCAUGAUGGAUUUCUUCUUGUGAAGCGGGAAUCGGUCGUUACGGCACCCGCAAAGGUGCGCCCGGGAGCUUCACCCGUAGAGGUCGAAAUUCUAUCUCAUUUCGACAAGCUUUGGGAUUGUCUCGCUAUGGAUGAACCUUUAGCUAACGAGAUAUACUCUUUCCUCAUCAAGCUUCCACUUGAUGAGCAAAUGCUCAGCUCAACACUGGACUCGUCCACCAGCCCGACUGUUAUUUUCCCACCUGGCCAGACGUUCAAGUCUCUAUAUGCUGUGUCUGUCUUGAACAAACUCGUUCAUUAUAACCACCGUGCAGGCAAUUUUCUCACUGGAAUGUGGUCUGAGGUCUCGAAGCGACCGCUCAGUGACAUAACUGGAAGAAUAUUCUUUCUCGCAGCUGCAGCUCUUCGUAGUGACGAUGUCGUUGAGGGCUGUCCCACCCUAGCGACCCGUUCGCAGAUGAUCAAGACAAUCACGAUGAUAAUCACGACUGUGCUGGAAAAGUUUGUUCUCAUUCGGAACCCCAAGGCGGACGAAGAAGUGGCAAAAUCGGGUGCCAAGGUCGUCGAAUACCUGGAUGGCGAGCUCCUCGAACGGCUUGUGUCGCUACUGAUUUCGACAACCGACUCGACCAUGGCUGAUGACGCGUCUGAGCUGGCUCUCAAGCUAUUCCAUGCAAUCCUUGCGUGUGCUGUGUGCAAACGUGGCUGCUGGGAUGAGUUUGUGGGAUCUACAGAGAUCCCGGAACAGAUCAAGAGACUCCUGCUUGAGGAGGCUAAUCCAGUUGUCCGCUCUCGGGUGCAGAACGGAAUUAUGGCCCUAUUUAAGGAAAGAAACAGUCUUCCUGCGGUCUCCCCAGCAGAGGUGGAGCGAUUCUUUUGGGACUUGAUUUGCCAGCUUGUCACUACGUCCCAAGAUUAUCGUGACAAGUCUCGCGAGGCAUUUGAGCUUUGGAAGGAUCUAUUUCAGAUUAUGAAGGAAUCGAACUCAGCCACCCUCGACGUGCAAGAAACCUUGGACAUCACUACAGAAAUGUUGAUAUCCUAUGAGACUUGGGAGGAUGUUACGCAGCCGGACUACAUAGACGUGGUUCCCCAGGUUCUCGCCCACAUGAUGAUGAUGAUGCUGAACCCCAAGGAUGUACUCAUCGAUACCACUCUGACAAUUAUGCCAACGCUUCCUCGGAAGAUCUUUUGGAAGCAUCUUUUCCCUCCAUGGACCAGGCGGGUUGAUCAUCCAUUGCCUCGACCGGUCAUACACCCACAAACACGGCAACUCCUAACCCAUACGCUGAUGCUCAGCGUAGCAUCCAGCAGAGCUCGGCUGGACACAUUACUGGCGGACCUCAAGAGUUUGGUACCCUGCGAUCCAGGCAACGACGAAGAUCCCUAUCACUACGAUAUACCAUUCAAUUUUGACCGUAACAGGGCUAUUCGAUCACCAUGCGGCUAUGCUGGGCUGAGGAACCUGUCCAACACAUGCUAUCUUAACUCGCUAUUCACACAGCUAUUCAUGAAUGUGGGGUUUCGAAAGUUUAUGCUGGAAGCCAAGGUACAAGAUCCUGAGUACACGCAGAAGCUACUCUUCACGACACAAAAGGUCUUUGCCUAUCUACAGGACAGUCAUCAGCGGUUUAUCGAUCCAGCGGAUUGCGUAGACAGCAUCAGGACCUACGACGACACCCCAAUUGACAUCCACAAUCAAAUGGAUGUUGAUGAGUUCUACAAUCUCCUUUUUGACCGCUGGGAGGCUCAGCUGCCCUCGGCCGAGAGUAAAAAGACAUUCAGGUCGUUUUAUGGCGGCCAGCUGGUUCAACAGGUGCGAUCUCAGGAAUGUGAGCACAUAUCGGAGCGGCUGGAGCCCUUUUCCGCCAUACAGUGCGACAUCAAAGGCAAGAGCAGUCUACAAGAGAGCCUGGAAGCCUAUGUUGAGGGCGAGAUCAUGGGUGGUGAUAACAAGUACAAGUGCUCUACUUGUGACCGACAUGUGGAUGCAGUGAAGAGGGCAUGCCUCAAAGACAUUCCAAACAACCUCAUCUUCCACCUGAAACGAUUCGAUUUCAACUUGCGAUCUCUAACACGCAACAAGAUCAACGACUUCUUCUCAUUCCCUACACAUAUUGACAUGCGCCCGUACACGGUAGAGCAUCUGGCCGACCCGUCGAAAACAGGCCCGCCCGACAUGUUUGAGCUUGUUGGCGUCUUGGUGCAUUCAGGGACAGCCGAGUCGGGUCACUACUACUCAUACAUCCGCGAACGACCUACCCCGAGUGGCUCACAGGACACCUGGGUCGAGUUCAACGACGACAUGGUAACGGCAUGGGAUCCACAACUCAUUGAAGGUUCUUGCUUCGGUGGAUCCGAGAUUCGCGCUGCCUAUGAUGGUACAAGCCAGCCAUUUGACAAGACAUAUAGCGCUUACAUGCUCUUCUAUCAAAGGUCAUCUGACCUGGCCCGUGAACAAGACAUUCUGACUAGAGCAAACGAGCCCGGACCCCUUCGUGCCCAAGUUCCUGCAGAUUUGGCUGCGCAUAUUCACCAGGAGAACACGUUACUACUGCGAAGGCAUUGCUUGUUCGAUCCUGGUCAGAUAAACCUGGUUCAUCACGCUAUGGUUUUGAACCGCAAGAUGCGAUCCAGCGAGGAUAAGUUCCAGUGGACCAAAGCAGACAGUGACACUAUGGAGAUGGUCCUUGGCCAUCUGGAUCAGGUCGCUUCUCGCGCGAAGGACCUGCCUGAGUUCAACAGACUCUUGAUGUCCAUAUACACCUGGACUAGGGAAGAUAAGAACGCUUCGUCUGCAGUUCUUAAGUAUUUUAGCGACCGGCCAAUCGCAUUUCAAAGAAUGGUUCAGCGAAGUCCUGACGCGCAGGUGAGGAAAAACAUUGUACAAGUUAUGAUCUCCGUCAUUGAGACUGCUCAGGCUCGCUGGCACCAGUCCUCCAGCGUCACUCCACGUCGGCCGCUGGACCUGUUCGACGAGGGUUGCUACCUGCAACAGGCCAUGCGCCUGAUAGAUGAGCUUUGGUCUCACUUCCAUGUCAACAUACGCUCCUGGGCCGAAGUCUUUGGGUUCAUGCUUUCUUUUGUCCUCUUGGGACGCUUGGAGAAGGCUGUAUUUCUGGAUCAUGACCACCUAUACAAGCUGGUUCUCAUCAUUGCGGCCGACUCCAACGACAGCAACCCACAAUUUGCCCGGAUGGCGCAGGCAGUUUCCCGCAGGAUGGCAACUCGACAGCCAAACUACGAUGCCAUUAUUGGAUUGCUUGCAGAUCUUCUGGCUUGUAUGCAAGGACCGAAAAGUCUCGAUUCAAAUGAUUCCAGGAACAUGCAGCAGGUGUUGAACACACGACUGUACGCAGCAUACCGGGAUCAGACAUCCCUACAUGAGAUGACGACACACGAGUUGGGAUUGAUUGGACGUGACUGGCCUCGAACCGAGAACAAUAUAUUUCUGGACAAACUACUCUGCCUUGGUCAGAGCCUCCCUGAAGUGGAAGAAAUCAUUGCCGCCCUUGUGCGGAUCAGCUCCUAUACACAAUCGAAAGUAUUCGAUACCUUGGUGGCCGGGAUCACCGGAGCCAUGGUUUCCUAUCCGGUCACACCGUUUCUUCGUGCUGCCGUUGUCUGCUGCCGCACGAGUCAAGACAGAGACCGGGUGAACGACCUCUUUAUGCAAAUAUGCGAACAGUCCAGGAAUUUGCAGAAUAACGAAGGCAGGGCCUUUCUGGAUUUUCACAGAGAUGUGUUUCACGACCUGUUACUGACAGAACGUGAGUCCCAACCUUCCUACCCGGCCGACGGUCUCGACAAUGUUCACAGAUGGGCACCUGGUCUGUUAAACUACCUCGAACCUCAAGUUGGCGGAGACGUGAUUGAAUUUCUAAAGCUAGAGAUCUUCAAUUUUGGACCUUCACAUGAAUUUCCUGAGGAUUCUGGAGGUGAAGCACGUUCAAAAGCAGUCGAUAUUGCGGCACAGAGACUGGGAUGGGAAUGUAUUCGCUUCUUGAAUGACCAGUACAUAACUCGUCAGCAACCGUGUCAGCAUCAGGUCGGAAAGGUGUUUGAAAGUCUAUUCCGAGAAUGUGAUCCCUUCUUUGCGGUCGAGGCGGACGGGAGUGGACCGAUGUUUCCACCGACACUGUCACAAAGCCCAGAGAUUUAUUGGCCAGCUAGGCGAGAAGUCAUACGACAACUUCAGCAGUUGAUGGUAGAAGAACUCGACGAUGAUGCCUCGGAAUGGGAGAACUCGUGCGAAUCGUCAGAGCCCAUGGAUAGCAUCGGUGACUUUACGAUGCAAACGACUGGAGAGCUUAUAGAUGCUGAGCUUCAAUGAACGAAAAGAAAAAGGCCGGCCCAGCCCGCUGGCAUACACGGCACGGACGUGUUGGCUUGCAUGCAAGCGAAUAUUACGACUUGAUGAAGAAAUGAGAGAUAGAAGGACGGUUAAGACACGGCGUUGGGACCGGAACCAUUCAACCCUCCUUUUUUGUUUGUUUUGUCCUUUUACUACCUUUCCAAAAACCCAGAUUUAUCCUUGACAUUGCGGUGAGUUAUAGCAAAAGGGAUUGGCAGGUCAUGACGGUAUGAUACCCGUAAUUGAACGGCAGGAAUCACAUGGAAUGGACUAUUGAAACAGAAAUACGGCCUCUGCAUUUACUUGCAAUUAUUGGUUUUUUUUUUCUUCUUUUUUUUUCUUUCUCGUUUUAUUGGCGUUGGGGACACGAGGAUUUACUCCCAAGCGACUACCCCU
Messenger RNA from Pyricularia grisea, 8133 nucleotides. RefSeq lists its product as uncharacterized. Gene Ontology annotation, molecular function: cysteine-type deubiquitinase activity; cysteine-type endopeptidase activity. The coding region runs from base 1 to 7716 and encodes 2571 amino acids. The record is from RefSeq and is a predicted model, not a curated record. Gene Ontology annotation, cellular component: nucleus; cytosol. The transcript has 8 exons. Gene Ontology annotation, biological process: protein deubiquitination. NCBI's taxonomy places the organism in Eukaryota, Fungi, Ascomycota, Sordariomycetes, Magnaporthales, Pyriculariaceae.